This is a messenger RNA of Seriola aureovittata, 3301 nucleotides long. RefSeq names its product cannabinoid receptor 2 (gene cnr2). The transcript is spliced from 3 exons. Gene Ontology annotation, molecular function: cannabinoid receptor activity. Lineage: Eukaryota; Metazoa; Chordata; Actinopteri; Carangiformes; Carangidae. The coding region runs from base 118 to 1278 and encodes 386 amino acids. Gene Ontology annotation, biological process: cannabinoid signaling pathway. Gene Ontology annotation, cellular component: membrane. The record is from RefSeq and is a predicted model, not a curated record.
GUUGUGCAGUCAUGCUGUGGUUGUACUACUGCUUAAAGACAGGAAAUCAGCACUAUUAAACCAGAAAUCCACAGACAAAAGAGAUUAUAAGCAUUAGCCCAGAAGGUAAUACUGGAGAUGGAGGAAUGGGAGGUUUCUGCUUCUUUAGAACCCACAGAAGCCAAAGGGAACAGUUCAUCACCAAUAGUUGACAGGUCUUGUGAGAAUCUGGAAUGCUACAUGGUCCUGAUUAAAGCAGAGAAGACAGCCAUCGGCUCCAUCUGUUUCCUGGCAGGUCCUUUCACACUGCUUGAAAAUGCUGUUGUGCUGGGUUUGAUUGCUGCCACAGCCUCUCUACGGCAGCGGCCCUCAUAUCUGUUCAUUGGCAGCCUUGCUCUGGCUGAUGUCUUCGCCAGCUGCUUCUUCACCACCAGUUUCUUGGACUUCCACCUCUUUCGUCGCAGCGAUGGCCCCACGGCCUACCUCUUCAAAUUAGGUGGUGUCACCAUGGCAUUCACUAGUUCAGUGGGAAGCUUACUGCUGACUGCCCUGGACCGCUAUCUUUGCAUCUACCGGGCCUCCAGCUACAAGGUGCUGCUGACCCGCCGACGAGCCCUGCUCAGCCUUCUGAUUCUCUGGAGCACCACCAUCUUCAUCUCCUUCUUGCCUCUAAUGGGCUGGAGGUGUCACAAAGACCUUACUCAACCCUGCUCACGUCUGUUUCCCUACAUCAACCAGGGCUAUCUGGCCUGCUGGACCAGCUUCAUUCUGGUGCUUCUGGCUCUUAUUUUGGGAGCUUACGCUCUCAUCCUGUGGAAGGCCCACCGUCAUGAAUCCUCCAUGACAAGCCUCCAGGGAGCAGCAGGGACAGGCCAUGCCCGAAUGAGGAUGGAUAUCCGGCUGGCUCGUACCUUUGGCCUGAUCCUGCUCAUACUGGUGGGCUGCUGGCUUCCUGCGCUUUCUUUCAUGAUAGCUGAUGUCUCUGUGAUCCUGACCCACACCCAACAGAGGGCCUUCGCCUUUUGCAGCACCCUCUGCCUGCUUAACUCUGCAGUCAAUCCACUGCUGUAUGCCCUGCGCUGCAGAGAGCUCAGAGUUGCUCUGCUGCAGUUCCUACAAAGGUUCUGUGAGAUUGGGAGGUGUAAAAUGCCUUCAGAGGACUUAAGCCCAGAACCACCGUCCACAGAGGACAACAACCUCACUUGUAUCUCUGAGGAGGAGAUGCACAGAACCAGAACCACUCGUCUCUACUCAAUCUCAGAAAAGGUCAACAAUCAGCAGCUAAAUGUCAGCAAAUGAAGGAUGUGGAGAGUUGAAAUGAAGAAGUAGCUAUACAGAUGGAAAAAUGUCUAGGAAAUGUUAAUGGAAGUGUGAUCGUGGUGAAGAUGUUGAUUAAAAUCAAGUGAUUGGAGAUUAAGAAUCAAAUCUACAAUACCUAAUAGUAGGAUUCAUCGUCAUCAAAAUAUUAGAGCUGGCAUAACUUGACUUUUUAAACAAGACUAUUGUGGUAAAAACUGAAUCACAGUCCUGAAUAUUUUUAGUACAAGUGAUCGGAAACAUUAGAAAGUCUAUGAAAUGUGGGAAUUGUGGGACAUUUUGUGUUUUACAUGCAAUUACAACAACUGUAAAACAGUGUAUGUAAGGAGAAAACAUUAACCCCAAGUAUUAGUUUUGUCAUCAUUACACAUUACUUAAAUCAUAACAAUUACAGCAUUGGGAAUUAGUUAGAUUAUGUGAACUUUUAUCUAAUCAAUUAGUAUGAUUAACAUGGUGUGAUUUCAGUAUAUAAUUAUCUAUUUGCAAGUAGGACACAAGGAAUUUUGUAAUGUGUUUUCUGAUGAUAAGUAGGUCUGGAAGGAAGAUUAACUAGUAAUAUAAUUCUGUGGAAAUACACCGCUAUGCAUUUGUUUAGGUCAAGCAAAAGGUUUACUCUAUAUUGGGCUUUUUUAAGUGAGCUGAUGAAAUGUGGCCAUCUAACCCCUAGCUUUUGACCCUCUGCCUCCCAUGUCAUUGCUUUAAAGCUCUCACUCCUAUAAUAUUGUGUCCUGUGAACUGAACUGCUGACUUAACUUUUGAGUCCACAACUAGUUGUUCGUAUGCUUGCUUAUGUUUGAGUGUUCGUCACUGAUGUGCAGGAACAGAGGACGCUGUGGGUUGCCUAUCCUAUCUGCACAUGAAUGCCAGGACUCCACAAAAGCCCCAUGCAUGGGAGGAUUUCACACAAUGUUCACCACAUGAAUCCAAGCAGUGUGCUGAGGUAAAUGAGGCACAUGCCAGGAAGAGAAAACGAGCACAGACACUAGAACACUCUUUGCAACAGAGACAACUGGCAGCUGCAGUAAAGCACACACUGACUUAAACUCACAGCUGCACAUAAGGUUACAAAAAUAGAGAAUCACAUAGGUCUUGUAACGCUUGCUGAUUGUAGGUCAGUGGAUAGUAUUCAGAACACCUUUAAACCACUGUAUCAACUGAUUAAGAAUAAUACUUGACCAUAUCCUGUUUUGACUCUUUAUGUGUUCAUAUUCAAGCAAAUUCCAUUAGUUUUACCCAUCUGGUGUGUGCAAUGAAGUGUAUCUGUCUCUGUAUCAAUCGCGUGAGUAGAUCUUUGCUCCCAGAGGUUACAUGUUGGAUACUGGGAAUUUGUGAUGCCAGAAUUUGGAAUAAAAAAAAAAAAAAAAAAAAAGAGCAGGAAGAUAUACUGUUGGUCAAAAGUUUUGGAACACCUCAUAAUUCAGUGUCUCUGAAAAUAAAGCAUGGAACCAAUGAAUAAUUGAUUUUUCAAUGACCUUUCAGUUUUUGGUGACCUAAACUUUAUUUUAUUUUUUUAACCUUAGGCAGUUUACUGCUUACUUUUUGUAUUUCAAUAAAAAUCUGAAAAUUGGGGUGUUUGGGGCAAGAGACUGGAGAUGAGAAACAGGAGUACAGUUGCAUUUUCAUACACACUGUGCUCAAAAUUCAACAUAAAGGAUGAUCAUACCAGUUUACCAGUAGAAGUUUACCUACCCUUGUAGAGGUUAUAAUGUUCAAAUUCUGUAGAAACUAUAGACAGAUGUGAUAAGAUGUGUUACACUAAGAGGUGGAGAGUUUGUGUUUGUAAUAUGUAGCCUAAUAUUUAUUGCAUUCUAAAAAUUGUUGCAAUUGUCCUUGAAUUUGUUUAUGUCUUAUAAAUGUGUCAAUGUCUUAAUUUUGGAAAUGACUGUUAUCAAUUAUCCAACCAUUAAUUAUUUAUAUAAUUUAUGGUAGACUAAAUAGUAGUUCAUAUUUCCACUCCUUAUGUAAUCAUCCCCCCCAGAAAAUAAAUGAAUAAACAAAUGAAUUA